This is a messenger RNA of Trichechus manatus latirostris (Florida manatee), 493 nucleotides long. It is a transcript of the gene FABP7, whose product is annotated as fatty acid binding protein 7. Bases 95 to 493 code for a protein of 132 amino acids. Gene Ontology annotation, molecular function: fatty acid binding. NCBI's taxonomy places the organism in Eukaryota, Metazoa, Chordata, Mammalia, Sirenia, Trichechidae. The record is from RefSeq and is a predicted model, not a curated record. Gene Ontology annotation, biological process: fatty acid transport. Gene Ontology annotation, cellular component: cytosol; nucleus. The transcript is spliced from 4 exons.
AAGGGGUCAUCUUAGUUGCAGUGGCAAUAAUACAAGAAGACCCUCGCUGCUGUCUCUUAUUCUUUUUCGAAGCUAAAGGGAGGAAAGGGCAAGAAUGGUGGAGGCUUUCUGUGCUACCUGGAAGCUAACAGACAGUCAAAACUUUGAUGAGUACAUGAAGGCUCUAGGUGUGAGCUUUGCAGUUAGGCAGGUGGGGAAUGUGACUAAACCAACUGUGAUCAUCAGUCAGGAAGGGGACAAAGUGGUGAUCAGGACUCAAAGCACAUUCAAGAACACGGAGAUUAGUUUCCAUCUGGGAGAAGAGUUUGCUGAAACAACUGCAGAUGACAGAAACUGUAAGUCUGUUGUAAGUCUGGAUGGAGACAAACUCAUUCAUGUACAGAAAUGGGAUGGCAAAGAAACAAAUUUUGUAAGAGAAGUUAAGGAUGGCAAAAUGGUUAUGACUCUUACUUUUGGUGAUGUGGUUGCUGUUCGCCACUAUGAGAAGGCAUAG